This is a messenger RNA of Iphiclides podalirius (scarce swallowtail), 213 nucleotides long. The record is from the annotation of a GenBank genome assembly. Lineage: Eukaryota; Metazoa; Arthropoda; Insecta; Lepidoptera; Papilionidae.
AUGGCGCACCGGCCGAUAACAAUCGAGGGGGUGAGGUGGUGGGCGGUGGGGUUCAUGGGGCGAUGCUAUCGCGCCGAUGAAGUGGUCGCGGCGGACGGACUUGCUAUCGCGGAUCGGUGCUAUCGGCGCAGGGCUGCUCUCUCUCAAUCAAUCAACUGUUUGAACGGAAAUUCCUACGUGUGCUGCUCUAUAGCUCCGACUUCGGACCUUGAU